AUUCAGUAGACAUGUAGUGGAAAAUAUAAAGCGACAUGGCGAAGGUGAUGCAUAUCUAUUAUGGAACUCUCGGCUAGAAAGUAAAGAACGUUUUUAGGGGCAUCAAAAAAUCCGGCACCGUGGCUUCCACGCAGGGUGAAAUUCGUAUAGGACCGGCUCACCAAGCAAAACUUCCAGAAUGUAAUUCAGAAUCUUAUGAGGACGAUAAUAAACUAAGAGAAAAUCUAAGAUGGGUGCCAUCGUCUAUUUCGGAUCAGGAUUUAAUCAUGUACCUGAGAGCAGCCAGAUCAAUGGCUUUUUUCGUUGGUAUGUGCGAUCCAGACUCAGGGGACGAUGGUAGCUUAGCUGCUUCAAAAGAUUGUACAACAGCGAACGCAGUUGAUAUUUUGCAUGACUGCGAUUACGAUAAAGGUGAGGCUCUUCAAGUUCUGGUCAAGUGCCCAGUUCCGGUCAAUAUAGAACAAAAGUGGAACGAGGAGGAAACCAGGCGAUUCACAAAAGGCUUAAGACAAUAUGGAAAGAAUUUUUUCAAAAUCCGAAAGGAGCUGUUAUCACAUAAGGAAGUUUGCGAGUUGGUGGAAUAUUAUUACAUUUGGAAGAAAACUCAAGCUGCUAGCAAUAUUCGACUGACAAGGAGACGAGCUGGUCAAAAGAAAAAUCAAAAACCCCCCAAAAUACCGGAUCCUAUCUUAAACCCUGAAGGUAGUAGUUCAGCCGAAAGUAACACUGAAGAUAGCGAUAGUGCGAUUCCUCAUUGUGCAAAUUGUUUCGUGGCUGGAGCAAAUUUAGAUUGGCAGAAAGGUGCUAAAGGUCAACUUUGUCGUUUGUGCUAUGAUUUUUGGAAAAAAGUUGGAGCUGAUAGACCUACAGGUAGAAUAAAAGAACCAAGCUAUUUGAGUCAAAUGGAUAAGAAUCCUACUCCUGAUAAUCAAUCAAAUGAAACGGAGAGAGAAGACGAAAGUGAAGGAGGAGAUGCAGAUGCUGAAGAGACGAACAACGAAGAGAAUGAAAAUGAAUCAGACUGUUCUUCUACGUGUUCUACUCCUAUUCCAAAACCAAUGGAACUAGAGUCAUCAGUUUGUACAACACCACCGAUAAAACCUCCACAAUUAACUUCGUCUUCAUCUGCCUCGAGCUCCGGUUCGAGUUCAAGUAGUUCUAGUUCAAGCAGCUCUGGUUCAGAAGCACAUACGGAAGAAGAAGGUCACUUAUCCCCACCUCCUCAGCUAGCAGCCAUUCCGCCCACUAAGCCACAAUUAUUGACGCCUUUGCCUCAUCGCCCCGAGCCAUUGUUCAUCCAAACAGAAAAAACGGAAGAAAUUAACGGAACAAAUGGAGAAUCCAAACAACGACCUGUCAUGGCCGUCCCCCCAGUGCAACAACAACAACAGCAGCAGCAACAACAGCCAAUACCUUUAAUUAAACAAGUAAAAGAAGAGCUUAAAGAUCCUGCAGAUGCCAUGAUGCCUCCUCUUUCGCUUCAUGCGGGAUUGAACAAUAAGUCGCCUUUGGGUCCUCCACCUCCCCUGAGACGCUUACCUGUAAAGCAGGAAAUGGAAUCGGAUGAAGAGCAAGAAAAUUCGAUUCCUUCAUCCGAUUUAGAAGACGAAAAAGAGGCAGAACCAGUUUCAAUUGUCAUUAAAGAAACGACUAACGCUAUUUUUGUCAAAUGUUUAGAUAGAGGUGUUAAUUCGUGUUCAAGGACAGAUUUUGGCUUCCGAAUGAAGCCAGGCUCAAACUGGGCACUAAAAAAAUCUUCCAAUGGAGAAAAAAGAAUGUCUUUAGGAAAAACAUCAAAUGCUCCCUCUGUUAAAGAUGAAAAGCCCAAGAUUGAAAAUUCCAAGGGUUCCGAAGCACAAAUAUCAUCCCAUAUAAAUCAACCUGUUCCUGGGGCUUAUGAUAGAGGCCACAGAUACUUAGGUUCUGAUAAUACACCAGCGUUGUCUCAGCUUAGAGCAUACAGUGAUAGAGCAUGCGCCUUAGGUCUCUCACAAGGAGUUCCAACGAGUUUGGCUUACGGCAACAGUGAACAACUUUUACAUCAAAGGAGCCUAUUUCAGCAUCCGAGCGUUGGUAGAGAUAGACUGGAAGUUGAAUUUAUGAGAGAAAAGCAAGAAAGAGAUGCUAGAGAAAGAGAGAUGAGGGAACGAGAAUUACGAGAUUUUGAAAUGCAGGAAAAAAUGAAAAGAGAGUUGGAGAUGAAGCCAGUUAUUUCUGGUGCUGACGCCCAUAUAAUGCAACUUCAAAGAGAAUAUGCCCUAAGGGGAAUGCCUCUUCCGCCUCAUUUAGCCACCUUAACCGGAUCUGGAUUGCACGCUCAGCCCCAUUUAUCCGGUGUCUUCCCUCAAGUUCAAGCAAGCGAUAUUAUACAUAGGGAGCGAGAAAUGCGAGAACGAGCGCUUGCCGAGAGAUAUCAAGCAGAAAGAGCUAUGGCUUUGGCUACAGAUCCGGUUGCUCGACUACAGAUGGCAUCAGCUGUACAUUCACACAAUCAUUCUCAUUCUCAUAACCCCUUUCACAUUCAACCACCAGAUGCUUCGUCUCAAUCCUCAUCAUUACUUAGUGCCCAACAAAUUCAAAAUUCCCUUUCACAUUUUCAACCGCCAACAUCGUUAGCAAACGGCUUUCCUUUCGGCUCACAUUCCGCAUUAAUGGAGAGGGACGCCUUGAUACAAAGAGAACUUUUAGCACGGCAAGCUGGUAAUGAGCAAUUAAUUGCCCAACAGCACUUAUUACAUCACGAUGCUUUGGUAAGGGAACAAUUGCUGCAAAGAGAACGCUUGGGUGUCCACAUUCAACCACCUCAACGUUAAAUGUGAUAGAGUUUAUACAUGUCGCCGUAUUUUUUUUAGAUAAUCGUUUAUUUCUCAUAGUCGUUAUAGAAUUGUUCAAUUGUUCUCGGGUUUUGUAACUCGUGAAAGAACCUGUUUUCAUGAUAGCCUUUAUAAGAGAAAGAAAAAAAGGUUCUUUCUCAGAAAUGAUAUUACAAGAAAAUAAACGACAAUAUCAUUAAUAAAUAACAAGCUAGUCAAUUAGACCCUUCUCUCUGAAACCCUUCUGCCACUCUUCAAUCAACUUUCGAUAAUCGUUGUCUCCAGCUUGAUACCAGUCAGCUUUUCUUGCAUUUGAAAGGAACCUGGAUAUGCCUUUGUACGUAGAGAAGUCAUAUUGGAUGACAUCUAGAAGAGUUAUCGUUGCCGCAAUCGAUAAGUCAGCUAAAGUUGGUUUAUCACCCGUUAAGAAGACGUUUUUACUAAAAUAGAUUGUAUCCAGAUCGUUGAAAGCUUUUUCAAGUUUCUCUUUCUCUUCUUGGUUUGGUUGCCUACUUUUAUACAUGAUUGAUGCAUAAUAGGGUUGGACAGCAGGCCAUAUGGUGGUUGCAUCGUAAUAUAAAAGCCAGUCUAUCUUUCCUCUGCCAGUCAAUUCUUUAGGAUAAUAAUCAUCAUGUUCUGGCUUUGAGUAUCUAUUGAAAAGAUACAUUUGGAUAGCUCUGGAUUCUCCCAGGCAAAAUCCAUUAUCAACAAUUAGUGGUACUUGUUGGUGAGGAUUCAACUAAAAAAUUAUAAUAAUCUAUUUAGACCUCUUUACGACACCCUUUGAAAUUAACCUUUAUGAAGUCCUCUUUAGUAUGUUCUGCUUGGAAAAGUUCAACGUGUUUGAGGUUAAGAUUUAAAUCAAUCGCUCUAGCUGUGAACAAGAUAGCUCGGCAAGGGGCGCUCGAAGGGUAAUAAUAAAAGUCAACCGUACUCAUACUGACUGUUACACCGAAAUGAUAUUCAAACUCAGUGUGAACAUUUAGGUUCUAAUGAGCGCCACCAACCUUAUUUGAUUAGUUCAAUAUAUAAGUGAUAUAAUAUUUGAUUUCAGCGCCAUCUGUAUUAUUAUUACGUGCUAAACACUGUAUAUCGAACAAAUUUAUUAUCUUGCAAAGUUCUUGUUUAUUUCUAUAAUAGCACAUACAUUUUUCAAAGAUAACAGCUUUGUUAAUUAUUUUUAGAUCUAUUAUCAUAUCUAUUGUUCUAUAAUGAACACAAUGAUUGAUGUCUUGUCUUAAAUAAGACCUUUCUCCUUAAUACUAUUUCGCCACUCCUCAGACAUUUCGUUGUACAAUGCUGGGCCCUUCUUAAACCAAGCGGUAUUUCUAGAAGCACUUAAGAAUUUCGAAAUUCUUUCCCAUUUGGAGAAAUCGAAAUUGAUCAUAUCGAGAAAGGAAAGACUGGCAGCGAAGGAAAUAUCGGCAAGCGAUGGCUUAUCUCCAAAGAGGAAGUCGGAAUUUUGAAAGUAGUUUUUAUCUACCAAAUCCAGAGUAUCUAUUAGAGUUUUAGUUUCUUCUUCAUUCGGCUUUCUUCCUUGAAAUUUGUAUGCUUUGAAAAAGGCAAGAGCAUUGGGGAAAAGGGUUGCAGAAUCAAAGUACAGUAGCCAAUCAACUUUUCCUCUCUUUUGAAUAUCCUUGGGAUAGAGAUAGUCUGACUCUGGUUUAGCGUACUUAUUGAACAAGUAUAUUUGAAUAGCUCUAGAUUCUCCUAAAGUAUAGUCUUCAUCGACCAGUAGUGGAACUUUAUGAUGAGGAUUCAGCUGCAAAAAAAAUGCAAGUUCAGCAUACAUCAUAUAAAACAGCAAAAAUUCGAUUCAUUUACCUUUAGAAAGUCUUCAGUUAGGUGUUCUCCCUUAAACAAUUCCAAAUGUUUCUCAUUAAAGUCCACACCAAGAAUCUGGGCUGUCGAGAUGACAGCUCUGCAUGGUGGGCUGAUAGCAAAAGUGUACAAGUCUAACGUAGGCAUUGCUUAGAAGUUUUCACUAUUAUUUCCGAAUCACUCACUGAUGUGGCAAGAAAAAGAAUCUUUCAGUUUUUAUACAAUAAAGAUGAGGUCAAUAAUUAUGCUGGUUUGAAGCGCCACCAAGCUAUGCUACAUAUAUUGAACUCUACAUCCCGUAUUGAAAGAAACUUUCAAUUAGACAUUUCCCAAGAAUGCUCCAAGGAAUUAGUUCAUCCUUCCACACUAAUCUGCAAUGUUAACCAAUUAUCUGAAUCUUAAACGUCUUAUUCCCAUAUUCAAUAUUAUAUCAACAAAACGCAUUAAUACUACUAGAUUUAUCAGUUAGAUAUGAUGAAACUAAGAGUCUGUUAACAGUGUAUAGCUUUUGGUUUAUCUACAUUCUAUUGAAAAUAGUAGUGAAUACAAUAAUGAAUAAGCAAAAAAGAAAAACGUAAAGGAAAGGGUUGAUAAGGGAAACGGAUCAAGAAAUGUUGAAUCCUCUUAAGAAACC
Molecule: messenger RNA, 5268 nt
Organism: Dimorphilus gyrociliatus
Lineage: Eukaryota; Metazoa; Annelida; Polychaeta; Dinophilidae
Source: the annotation of a GenBank genome assembly